This is a messenger RNA of Castor canadensis (American beaver), 1776 nucleotides long. RefSeq names its product carboxylesterase 1D-like. NCBI's taxonomy places the organism in Eukaryota, Metazoa, Chordata, Mammalia, Rodentia, Castoridae. The record is from RefSeq and is a predicted model, not a curated record.
AACCUCACUGGUCUACAGAGCUGUUGUCUUUCUGCGAUGUGGCUCUGUGCUCUGGUGUGGUCCUGUUUUGCUGCUUGCAUGACUUGGGGACACCAAGUCCCACCACCUGUGGUAGACACUGUCCAUGGCAAAGUCCUGGGGAAGUACGUAAGCUUACAAGGAUUUGCACAGCCUGUGGCUGUUUUCCUGGGAGUCCCUUUUGCCAAGCCCCCUCUUGGAUCCCUGAGGUUUUCUCCACCACAACCUGCGGAACCAUGGAGUUAUGUGAAGAACACCACCUCUUAUCCUCCUAUGUGUUCCCAGGAUGCAGUGGCCGGGCAAGUGCUCUCAGAGUUCUUUACCAAUAGGAAGGAGAACAUUCCUCUCACAUUUUCUGAAGACUGCCUCUACCUAAAUAUUUACACACCUGCCGACUUGACCAAGAGUAGCAGACUCCCGGUGAUGGUGUGGAUCCAUGGAGGUGGAUUGGUGGUGGGUGGGGCAUCAACCUAUGAUGGACUGGUCCUCUCUGCCCAUGAAAGCGUGGUGGUUGUGACCAUUCAGUACCGCCUGGGCAUCUGGGGAUUCUUCAGCACAGGGGAUGAGCACAGCCAGGGGAACUGGGGUCACUUGGAUCAGGUGGCUGCACUGCGUUGGGUCCAGGACAACAUUGCCCACUUUGGAGGGAACCCAGGUUCUGUGACCAUUUUUGGAGAGUCAGCAGGAGGUGAAAGUGUCUCAGUUCUUGUGUUAUCUCCUUUGGCCAAGAACCUCUUCCACAGGGCCAUUUCUGAGAGUGGAGUGGCCCUCACUGCUCCUCUGAUUAAGAAGGAUGUCAAGCCCAUAGCUGAGAAAGUUGCGAUUACUGCUGGGUGUAAAACGACCACAUCAGCUGUCAUGGUUCACUGCCUGCGCCAGAAGACAGAGGAUGAGCUCUUGGAGACCACGCUGAAACUGAAUCUUUUUAAGCUUGAUUUACUUGGAGAUCCUAAAGAGAGCUAUCCUUUCCUGCCCACUGUGAUUGAUGGAGUGUUUCUGCCAAAGACACCUGAGGAGAUUCAUGCUGAAAAGAAUUUCAACACUGUCCCCUACAUUGUGGGAAUCAACAAACAAGAGUUUGGAUGGCUUAUUCCAAUGAUGAUGGGCUAUCCACUCUCUGAAGGCAAAUUGGACCAGAAGACGGCCACAUCACUCUUGAGGAAGUCCUUCCCCAUUGUUAACAUCUCUGAGGAAAAGAUUCCAGUAGCCAUUGAGAAAUAUUUAGGAGGGACAGACGACCUUUUCAAAAAGAAAGACCUGUUCCUGGACUUGAUUGCAGAUGUGAUGUUUGGUGUUCCAUCUGUGAUUGUGUCCUGUGUCCACAGAGAUGCUGGAGCCCCCACCUACAUGUAUGAGUUUCAGUAUCGCCCAAGCUUCUCAUCAGACCUGAGACCCAAGACAGUGAUAGCAGACCAUGGGGAUGAGCUCUUCUCAGUGUUUGGUGCACCAUUUUUGAAAGAUGGUGCCUCAGAAGAGGAGAUGAACCUCAGCAAGAUGGUGAUGAAAUUCUGGGCCAACUUUGCUCGGACUGGGAAUCCCAAUGGGAAGGGGCUGCCCCAUUGGCCACAAUACGACCAGAAGGAAGGAUACCUAGAGAUUGGUACCACUACUCAGGCAGCUGAGAAGCUGAAAGACAAGGAAGUGGCUUUUUGGACUGAGCUUCUGACCAAGAAGUCACCAGAGAUUGAGCACACGGAGCUGUGAAUGGGAGGCCUGACCACUUUGGGAGACCAGAGGAUUCAAGAAAAGCAUAUUCUA